This is a messenger RNA of Ochlerotatus camptorhynchus, 2200 nucleotides long. Its product is annotated as neuroligin-4, Y-linked. The transcript has 2 exons. NCBI's taxonomy places the organism in Eukaryota, Metazoa, Arthropoda, Insecta, Diptera, Culicidae. Gene Ontology annotation, cellular component: postsynaptic membrane; cell surface; plasma membrane. Gene Ontology annotation, biological process: presynaptic membrane assembly; postsynaptic membrane assembly; neuron cell-cell adhesion. Gene Ontology annotation, molecular function: signaling receptor activity; neurexin family protein binding. The record is from RefSeq and is a predicted model, not a curated record. The coding region runs from base 311 to 2200 and encodes 629 amino acids.
ACGGAGCACCUCGACCCGUAGUUGCACGGUUCAAAUUCAAAUCCCCACCCCCGGCAAUUAUUAGAUUUACUGCUCCAGUAUUGUUUUUAGGUUACCAGUCUCUCGGGACUUUCGGUUUGAUUUGCAGUUUUGCAAGUGUUGGUGCUUUAUGUUACUCGGUGCUGUUGUUCCCAUUUCCCGUGGAUUUCGUUUCCGUCCGACGAAACAACAGAAACCAAAAGGAUAGAGAAGUUUUAUUUUUGGCGAAGCUGUUGGUUUUGAUUUCAUUCAUAUAUGAAUAAGUGCAAAAAGUUUAAAUUCAAGAAGAAAAAUGACACGCAAUAGAUUGUUGUUGGUGCUGGUGUUGGUGAUGGUGGCCAUUGUCCGGCAAUGUGUCUCGCGGGAUCCUCCGAUGGUGGAGAUUCCCAACCAGGGCACAGUGGUGGGAACGUACUUGAAGAUGUUCAGAACUCAACGAGUGACGGCGUAUCUGGGAAUUCCGUACGCUCAGGCACCGACCGACGAGAAACGUUUCACGCCUCCGGUCGUUGAUGGGCUACCAAGUUGGGAAGGGAUUAAGAAUGCAUCCACUUUUGGACCACAGUGCUGGCCGUCACCCCGGGAGACCCACCGGCGGCACAAUCAGUUGUUUUUGGAGCUGAUCAAAACGGCCGACGAUGGAGAGAAGCAGUACGACGAGGAUUGUCUGUUGCUGAAUAUUUUCGUACCGGAUGCCACGAUGCCAACCGAGGGCUACUCGGUGCUGGUGUGGUUCCCCACGGGGGACUUUGACGGAGACACCCCCUUCAUGUUGAACCCAUUCCACAUGGUAUUCAAGCAGAAACUGAUCGUCAUCACCGUACAAUAUCGGCUGGGGAUAUUCGGGUUCUUCACCACAAUGGACGGCUCGGCGCCGGGGAACUUCGGUCUCAUGGACCAAUCGGCAGCACUGCUCUGGAUCAAGCGUAACAUCAAGCUGUUCAACGGCAACGAAGCAUCAGUCACCAUCAUGGGCCACGGGACGGGUGCGGUUUGCGUCGGGCUGCAUCUAACUUCCGGCGAAUGGACCGAAGAAAUGUUCCACAAAGCGAUUAUCAUGUCCGGCAGUGUGCUGCUGGAUUCAAUGGUUAAGAUGCCCAAGUACUAUGCUACCGGCCUAGAUGAGAUAGCAACGGCUUUCGGUUGCUUUCGGCGACCGACGACGAGUUUGAUCGACUGCCUCCGCAGGGUCGGUGGUCAGAUUUUGGCAGAGAAUUCACCAGCAAUUGACUGGGGACCGGUCGUGGAUAGUGGCCUCAGUAAUACUACGACUCCGUUCGUACCAGAUUUGCCGAUGAUGUUGGUCCAUCAGGGGAAGCUGAGGAAGGUCCCCCUGAUGAUUGGGCAUACCGAUAUGGAAGAGGGUUUGGAGUUGGCGAUGGGAGAUAUGCUGGAGCAUGGCAUCGGAUCGGAGAUGUUCGAAACGUUGCUGGGGGAUGCAGUCAUGAUGGAUUUGAACCAGUUGGAUUUCAACGAUUCACUUUGCGGGGGAAAUAUGGAGAUCGUGAUGGAUGCUAUCCAGUUUCAGUACAAACCAUAUCCACCCACAACGGAUCCGAUGAAGCUGCGGAGACGCUAUAUUGAGUUUGCAACGGAGAGGAAGUUUGUAGCUCCAACGAUAGAGCUUGCAAUGCACAUGAGUCAGCUGGCAGAGACGUACGUGUAUCGCUUUGACAUAAAGCCACGGACGGAAGCUGCCGUGAAGGACAUUCCCGAUUGGAUGGGUGUUCCGCACAACUUUGAACUGAUCUUCCUGUGGGGUCUUCCGUACUGGUUGAUGCUGGCCGACGGGAUGCAGUGGGACAGUGCGGACAAGCGGGUGGCGGACAUCGUGAUGACCCUGUGGGCAAACUUUGCCAAGUUCACCAACCCGACCCAGGUUGGCGUGUACAUCAAGUGGGACACGUUCACCAACGACGAACCGGGCGUGCUAAUCAUCGACCGCUCGUUCAACAUGAGCGACCACUCGACGAUGAGCUUCGGGCCGGUCAAAUUUUGGAACCACUACUAUCCGAACGUGAUCCAGUUUGCGACGCAGUGCUGCAAUUCCACGUACAACGCCGGCGGCACCAGUUACCAGACGAUGUUGAGUAGUUCCGUAGUCCAUAGUGUACUAGUAGCGAAUUUUAUAUUGUUACAAUCAUUUAUUUACAUGCAAAUACAAUAUUUUUUCCAGACGUAA